Zingiber officinale is the source of this 2364-nucleotide messenger RNA. Its product is annotated as probable glycerol-3-phosphate dehydrogenase [NAD(+)] 1, cytosolic. NCBI's taxonomy places the organism in Eukaryota, Viridiplantae, Streptophyta, Magnoliopsida, Zingiberales, Zingiberaceae. Gene Ontology annotation, biological process: carbohydrate metabolic process; glycerol-3-phosphate catabolic process. The record is from RefSeq and is a predicted model, not a curated record. Gene Ontology annotation, molecular function: glycerol-3-phosphate dehydrogenase [NAD(P)+] activity; NAD binding. Gene Ontology annotation, cellular component: cytosol; glycerol-3-phosphate dehydrogenase (FAD) complex. Bases 813 to 2189 code for a protein of 458 amino acids. The transcript has 5 exons.
UCAGCGCCUGCCCACCUCAUCAUCCCUCGCUUUCCAACCAUCAAAAUCUCGCUCCCGCGGCCCCCGCCAACCCGGCCACCCGCGCGCGGCGCCGACCGUCGUCCAACGCAUCCAUGUCUCGCCUAUAGCGAACCCUGGAGAAACCACACGCGGAACUCGGCGCCGCGGCUUUGGCUCUCGCCAACAUAGCGCCACGCGGAUCUUUCGCUCUCUGGGUUUUUUAUGACUAAACUCCCUCUGUCCUCGCUUUUCCAGCGGCGCACGUCUCCGUAGCUUCCUUAGACGUCUUGCCGUCUGCUCGGGCGGAGAAUUCAAGCCUCCUUGGACCUUUUCGUUGCCUCUUCCCUCGGUGGUAUCGCUGCGUUUCGGUGUUGAUUUCAGGCAUUUUUUUGCGUCUCCGCCUUGAUUCUGGAGUGUCGAGGAGGAAGAAGACGGGAAAUUAGGGGGAAAAAGAGAGGAGGUUUUUAGGGGCCGUCGGUGGGAAGAGUUUUUUUUUUUUCCAGCAAAAGAUCCCCUUUUUGUUGCUGCUCCCCCCAUAAAGAACCAAUCUUGUUGGGGCGCUCCCAUAAAAUAGGCGGUGAUAUCUCUGCAACUCCGUGUUGAUUUCAAGCAUUCUUCGCGUUUCCGCUUUGGUUCUCGAGUGUCGAGCGAUAAAAAAGGCAGGAAUUUUGGGGGAAAAGGUCUUGGGGCUGUCCGUGGCGAGAGUUCUAUUUGGCAAAAAGAUCACCUUUUUUAGUUCCAAGAAUUCAGAAUUGCCCUUCUUGCGAUCUUCGCAGCUGCUAUUCUUGGUUGUUAAUUUCAAUUAACGCGACAUGGUGGGCACCGUCGACGAAUCCAACGGGUCCGCUCACUGCCACAGCAAUGGCACUGAAGAGAGGCUCGAAGAGCUCCGUCGACUCCUCGGCAAAUCGGAGGGCGACUUGCUCAAGAUUGUCGGUGUAGGCGCCGGCGCGUGGGGAACCGUCUUCGCCGCCCUUAUCCAGGACGCGUACGGUCAGUUCCGCGACGGGGUCCAGAUCCUGAUUUGGCGGCGGCCGGGGCGGGCCGUCGACCGCGCCACCGCGGAGCACCUCUUCGAGGUGAUCAACUCGAGGGAGGACGUCCUCCGGCGGCUGAUCCGCCGCUGCGCCUACCUCAAGUACGUCGAGGGCAGGCUCGGCGACCGCACCCUCUACGCCGACGAGAUAUUGAAGGACGGCUUCUGCUUGAACAUGAUCGACACGCCGGUUUGCCCGCUCAAGGUCGUCACCAACUUGCAGGAGGCGGUGUGGGACGCUGACAUUGUGGUGAACGGUUUGCCGUCCACGGAGACCCGCGAGGUGUUCGAGGAAAUUGCUCGGUACUGGAAGGACAGGCGAAGCCCCCCAAUAAUCAUCUCUCUGGCCAAGGGCAUUGAGGCAGCUCUGGAUCCCCUUCCACGCAUUAUCACACCUACUCAGAUGAUCAACCUUGCAACUGGAGUUCCAAUGGAGAACAUUCUCUAUGUCGGCGGGCCAAAUAUUGCUUCAGAGAUUUACAACAAGGAAUACGCGAAUGCUCGCAUAUGUGGAGCUGAAAAGUGGAGGAAACCACUCGCUAAGUUCUUGAGGCAGCCCCAUUUUAUUGUCUGGGAUAACAGUGAUCUUAUUACUCAUGAGGUUAUGGGCGGAUUGAAGAAUGUCUAUGCUAUCGGUGCAGGGAUGAUAGCAGCUCUAACCAAUGAAAGUGCUACUAGCAAAUCGGUAUACUUUGCGCAUUGCACAUCGGAGAUGAUAUUCAUCACUCAUCUGUUGACCGAAGAGCCAGAGAAACUGGCCGGCCCAUUGCUAGCCGACACAUAUGUUACUCUGUUGAAAGGUCGCAACGCAUGGUACGGUCAGAUGCUAGCCAAGGGGGAACUCAGUCUCGACAUGGGUGACAGUAUCAAAGGAAAAGGUACAAUUCAGGGUGUCUCUGCUGUGCAUGCAUUUUUUGAACUCCUGAGUCAAGCCAGCUUAAGUGUUCUUGAUCCUGAAGAGAAGAAGCCUGUUACUCCAGUCCAAUUAUGCCCCAUUCUGAAAACACUACACAAGAUCUUGAUAAAAAGAGAACUUCCAACCGAAGCGAUCCUUCAAGCUCUGCGGGACGAAACAAUGAACGAUCCGCGCGACCGAAUCGUGCUAGCGCAAAGUCAUGCUUUCUACAGGCCAUCACUUCUCGGCCAGCCGUGACGAGUCACAUUCCUUCUACCUGAACAACUGUUCUGUUCAAUCUUUGUUUGGAACCAAAAGUUAGACGAUAAACCAAUUUGUUGACGGUUCAUGUCUUGAUCUUUUCUUUGGAUUGCAUUUUUAAUGUUCCAGUUUUUUCAUUAAUGUGAUUUUAUUAAAUGGUUCUUUAUUGUCA